This is a messenger RNA of Cladocopium goreaui, 738 nucleotides long. The record is from the annotation of a GenBank genome assembly. Lineage: Eukaryota; Dinophyceae; Suessiales; Symbiodiniaceae.
AUGAAGCGUCGUGAUGGCUAUAAGGUUCGUCAGGGAGAUAGCGCCCUUGUGGACAAAGAGGAGCAGUAUGCCAAGAUGUUGGCGGAGCUCCGCCCAAAAGCCGAACAAGCCGAUCCUUACGCCAGUUUCCAAUCCAUGGAGACCAUGCUGGGCAACCAGCGGAUGGAAAUGCAUCGCUUGAUUCACGGCUAUCACGACACGGCCAUGAGGUUUUUGGUGCGAAAGGAACAGAGUUGGCGCAAAGCGGAGUUGGAGGUCAAGGAGAUGAGUGUCCAAUUGGAGGCGAUGAAGAUGCCACAUGAUCGCAGCACCAGCAAAAAGAGUUAUGACAAGUCUGGCAACAAGGACAGUAGCAAUCCGGUCCUCUUAGCCCAGCUGGAACGAAGUCGCGAACAGCUCUUGGACAGCGAGAAAUCGCUGAGGGACGUGCAGUCUGAAAACUUCGAACUUCGCGAACAACUGGCAGCGAUGCAGGCUGUGGGUGCGGGCUAUGGCAAGUUGUUAAGCCCCAGCGGCGGCUCCAAAGACAUGCGCUGGAUGCCGCCGCCGGAACCGGAGAUCAGCGAGCAGAAAGACUCUGUGGCGCAGUUCUUGGAAAAGCUUGGGACCACGUCGAGCAACCCCUUGGACCGCCUGGAACGCGCCCAGUCCAAGUUGGAAGCCUGGGCCAAUUCGCACCAUCCGAAGCCCGACCCCGUGCUGGCAGGUCUCUUGGUGACACAGCUACCGGGUAAAUAG